Messenger RNA from Chara braunii, 2040 nucleotides. The record is from the annotation of a GenBank genome assembly. Lineage: Eukaryota; Viridiplantae; Streptophyta; Charophyceae; Charales; Characeae.
CACGUCGACCGUAUCUGAUUAAAUCAAUGUAAGUACGUCGUGCAGCCAGCAGCAACUGCAUCAGUAGACAGACCAUCUCUCUCUCUCUCUCUCUCUCUCUCUCUCUCUCUCUCUCUCUCUCUCUCUCUCUCUCUCUCUCUCUCUCUCUCUCACACACACAGAGACACACACCGUGCGCUGAGGCGUGCACCACCAUCAUGGCCGCGAAUGGAUGUGAAGCAACCGUGAGGGGGUCUGCCGAUGCCUGUCCCGCCGACCGCGAUGGCGUCACGGUUUGUGGCAGGAGCGAAGAGAGGGGUUCAUCCUGCUGGGUUCGCGGCAGCGUUCUCGGGCAAGGGUCAUUUGGGCGGGUGCAUCACGCGCUUGACAAGCGGUUGUGCACGGUGUUUGCCGUGAAGACCGUAGCCAUUCCGCCGGAGGCUGUUUGCGAUCCCUCGGCAUGUGCGCCUAUGGCCGAGCUUCGUGCACUGGAGAAUGAGAUCUCCAUUCUAAAGCGGCUGGGUCCGUCUCCUCACGUGGUGCGCUACCUUGGGGAUGACUGGACACGUGGCCAGGACGGGUCAACGGAGCGUAACCUGUUCCUAGAGCUGGCGAACGGGGGCAGCCUGGCUGACUUCUCGAAACGCUUCGGCGGACAGCUGGACGAGUCCAUGAUCGGGCGAUGUUGCCGAGGGAUAUUGCGCGGAUUGCAGCACGCGCACUCCCGAGGAGUGGUGCAUCGGGACGUGAAAGGUCAGAACGUUUUGGUGAUGGUCGACGAGGACGGUGGGGUAACCGCCAAGCUGUCUGACUUCGGGGCUUCAUGUUGCGUCUGCGGGGAGCCUGGUGAUGACGUCGACAGUCAAUCGCAGGAUCCGUCCACUCAGAUUGUCUCUGAAUCGAAGGAGGAUGGCGGAGCAUGGCCAGGACGUCCCGUACGCCUCGCAGGAACCGUKCAGUGGAUGGCUCCCGAGRUAGCYAGCCAGAGCGACACGCUAGAAGGGKCUGCGGACAUUUGGUCGUUAGGAUGCACCGUGAUCGAGAUGGCCACCGGCAGAGCGCCGUGGWCGGAUGUGGAGGACASSAUGUCAACGCUGUUUCGCAUUGCGUGCACCAACGAAGUCCCUGCUUUCCCCCCGCAUYUGUCAUCAGAGGCCAAAGACUUUCUCUCCAAGUGCCUGGUCCGAGAGCCGUCCCGCAGGUGGUCUGCUUCCCAGCUCCUUGAGCACCCGUUCCUASCCGACGCCAGGCACGAAGCAGUCGAUUCUGUGCGCCGCGGGAGAAGSUCYGCAAACCUGGUGGCGAGAAACUCCCAUCCCGUUGGUUUCCCGGCGCGUGCGACUCAAUUCCCGGCGGACGGGUUGGUGUCUUCAACUUUGGGUAGCGAAAAGGAAACUGUUAUGGGAGAUGCCGUCAAGGAGGCGGGUGAGUUAUGUUGGGGAAGGGAGAGGUUGACGUGCACCUCGAGUUUGCUGAAGGCUCCCGAACAAGAAGUCUCUCCUCGACUUGUAUUUGAUCUUCCAACGUCCUUCGGCUCGGAGUUAUCGUUGGAUGCUGUAAAUUGCCCUGCGUUAGCUCCGGGUUCGUUUCGUCAGGGCAACGAAGCCAGGUCACCGGAUGCCCCCGAUUGCUUGGGAUGGGAAUGCGCUCUUGGAAUCGACAAGCGAUGUGGGAUGGUAGGGGUAACAUUGUUGCAGCCGAUUGAGUGCCAGGACCACGAAGCGGCUGUCGAGGGACACCUUCGGCGGCCUUGCGACCCCACGACGGCAGGGGCGGCCGUGGAGGAUGGGUCCUCCCCACGUCACUUGCUGGUACGUUUGUCGUCGAGAAGGCAAAUGUUGCGAGACGCUUUUAAUCACUCAGGCGCUCGCAAUGAGGAGGCAGCAGCAACGGACAAGGCGGAGGGUAGGCUGUGUCUGCCAGCAAACGGUGGGUGGUCAUCACGGGCUCCAUGCGGAGACUGGAUUCAGAUGUUCCGCGGCAGGAGAGAACAGGGGUGUAGAGUAGCUAGUCCGGCCGUCUGCCGGUGAGUGGCGAUGGAGAUAAAAGCGUUUGGCAAAA